UAUCUGUCCGUCGCGGAACCACCGGUUGCACUUUGACGUUACAUCUUGUGUCUUGUGUAUCUAACACAGCACACGUACACAAUAUAAUUACAACGUGGGAGAAGCAAUGCAAGUGCUAUCGUAAACGAAUUUCGUACGAGGAAUGCCGCUGUUCAAGCCAAAAACAACGCCGCGAUCUCAAGGCUCGGAGAAAACAAGUAGCACCGGUAACGGGGCUCCGCAUCAUCACGAGGGUCAUGACACGAGCAGCAAUGGGACGCUGAGGCGUGAAAAUACUCAGGAUCAAAACCCACCAGCUGCUCCGACUGGAAAUCAGGGGGACAUCAAACAACGAUUAGUUUUCCGAUGUCAGCUGGCUCACGGUAGCUCCACCGGCCGGAUCUCUGGUUUUAGCAACGUCAGAGAACUGUACCAGAAGAUUGCAGAGUGCUACGAUAUUCCGUCGAGCGAGAUACUCUUCUGCACGCUCAACACUCCGAAGAUCGACAUGUCCGAGCUCUUGGGUGGUCAGAUCGGAUUGGAUGAUUUUAUAUUUGCUCAUCGAAGAGGUCAACCGAAGGAAAUUGAACUGGUGAAGACUGAUGACGCUCUGGGUCUGACGAUAACUGAUAACGGCGCUGGUUACGCUUUCAUCAAACGCAUAAAAGACAAUUCGGUUAUCGAUCGAGUCAAAGUUAUUCAAGUUGGCGACCACAUAGAAAAGAUAAACUCUUUUAACCUCAUAGGACGCAGACACUUCGAGGUUGCAAAAAUGUUGAAAGAAAUACCCAAAGGGGCUGCGUUUACGCUGAGACUGAUCGAGCCACAGAAAAGUGGAUUCGGCAGUAUCGGACCGCGCAGUGACAUAAAAAAGGGUAAAAAAUCUGUCAGCUAUGGCACGGGUAAAGAAACGCUGAGAUUUAAGGCCGAUGGCAGUGCUCAAAUUGAAAAAGUUUCUGACAAUAACGCCGCUGCGAUAGGAAUAGACAAGAUCAAUCUGAUCUUGGAAAAUUUCAUGGGCAUUAAUGACAACGAAUUAGCAUCACAAAUUUGGGAAUUGGCCGAAGGCAAAACCAAUAGUAUGGAUUUUGCAGAAGCCAUCGACAAUUCGGAUUUGGAAGCUUUUGGCUUCACGGACGAUUUCGUUAUAGAAUUAUGGGGUGCUGUGACGGAUGCACGAAGUGGUCGUCUCCGAUGAUCCAUUUUUCUAUAAUUGAAAUAAGAUAAAGCUGAAUGUUCAAGUACCACUCUAACGAAGGCGAACCAUUAAAAAGAAACAGAACUUCAGUAUUCUGGAGUCUCAGCUAGCAACAUCUGCCACACACGAAAAUGUAUUGAAAAGAGACUCGAAGUAUUCAAACAAUGAAAACGCACUUUCGACAGCACGGUUUAUCGAACAUUUGACGAAUGAAAUGCAUUGUGAGAUUGUUCGUACGUUACAAGAGUCAAAAAUAUCCAAGUGAUUGAAUAACGAUCACUAUUCAAAUGGCUCAACGAUAGAUCAUAUUUGAAUCAUAUGAAGCCACGAAUUUACGAUUCGCCAUUAAAUUAUAUGAUUUAUAAAUGAUUGACUAUACUAAUUUGAAGGCUGGUGCAAAUUCUACCAUUUGUUAGACUAUUUAAGAAACUAAUUUAGAACUAGAGUGGAUAAGGCAUUUUUAUCGCCAAUUGAGAACAAAUUAUUCAGCAGUUUGUAUUACUAAAGUAUUUUAUAUCGUGUUGAUAAUGAGAUUAAAUUAAUGGCAUAGUAAUAUAUGAAGUCUGUUGUCGGAACGAGUAGUUGUAGUAUUACAGUUAUACGGGAUGCAUACAAUGAAAAGAAUUUUUUCAUUCAAAAUCGCUUUUGAACGGACAUUUUGUCACGGCGUUAACGUUUUUUACGACAGUGAUUAAUUGAUUUGCAUCUCACUUUUCCGAUGUUUUGCGAUUGGAUCAGAGUAGCAGACUGUAUUCUCAUUUUUUAUUCGUCAAAGUUCGUCAAUUUGAAAAUGUAUUGCCCCCAUAAACAUAUGACAAACAUAUAUUGUGUCAAUUACAUUCCAAUUACUGUACUUCAGAUGUCAAGUCCUGAAAAAAAUUGGAGAUUUUUAUUUUUAUACCAACGCGUGAAAAAGUUGUGAAGACUCGUGGACAUCGAUUUUUGAACGAUUUUCCGUCUACACUGUUUUUCUCUGUUGUCGAAUAGAUCGAAAAGAAAAUGUUAGUAAAAAAUCACCAAAUCAGGGCCGAGAUUGUCUUUCGCAAGUUUCACUGUUUUCUCGGUAAAAUUCCUGUUGUGUAAGCUAAACUAGAAGGCAAUCAGCAUAUUCUUUCGAUUGUGCUGUGACAUGCUGAAAUACAGCCUAAUUUUUAAACGCUCAUUUUGUAUGACUGCGGAAUAGAAAAAAAUGAUUGAAGCUCAAAUCUGUUCCCAUUGAAGCAGCUGUUCAUAAAAUAAAAAAUGAAAAAAAUCCAUCGCAAUGAA
This is a messenger RNA of Venturia canescens, 2443 nucleotides long. It is a transcript of the gene kermit, whose product is annotated as PDZ domain-containing protein GIPC-like protein kermit. Gene Ontology annotation, molecular function: protein binding. The transcript is spliced from 6 exons. Bases 143 to 1177 code for a protein of 344 amino acids. The record is from RefSeq and is a predicted model, not a curated record. Lineage: Eukaryota; Metazoa; Arthropoda; Insecta; Hymenoptera; Ichneumonidae.